AUGUGUGGUUUGACUUUCGAAACGAGAAAUGAAGAGAAUGAAAAUUUCUGGCAACAUAAACAUCAGAAUAAAACAACUUCAACACAGAAACAAGGCACAAUAAGAAAGCAAUCUUUAAAUCCUUGUUUUGAAGAGAAAACUGUCUGCAAACUCUUAUUUGCUUCUCUAUUGUCGUUUGUCGUUAAUCAUCAUCAUCGUCAUCGUCAUGACAAUGAUCAUGAGUUACGAGAAAGAAGAUGA
This is a messenger RNA of Clunio marinus, 240 nucleotides long. The record is from the annotation of a GenBank genome assembly. Lineage: Eukaryota; Metazoa; Arthropoda; Insecta; Diptera; Chironomidae.